This is a messenger RNA of Pieris macdunnoughi, 1104 nucleotides long. The record is from the annotation of a GenBank genome assembly. Lineage: Eukaryota; Metazoa; Arthropoda; Insecta; Lepidoptera; Pieridae.
AUGUUACAGUCGUUAAUAAACACGUUUUGGAGUGAAUAUGUUUGGUUACCGCCUAACACAACAUGGUCUGACAUCGCUCCCGGGCCGGAAAAGCUUGUAGUAUAUACGGAUCAUCGGCAUGUCUUCUUUCCUAUACCGUUAGCACUCGUUUUUAUAAGUCUCCGUUAUGUGCUAGAUAGGAUAUUGUAUGCUCCAUUUGGAAAAUACCUUGGUAUCAAAGACAUAAGACCAAGAAGAGCACCUGAAAAUCCUAAACUAGAGGCAGCUUAUAGGUCAGGACCUCGGAACCACAAACAAUUAUGUGCGUUAGCGAAGCAGCUAGAUAUAACAGAGCGUCAAGUGGAGAGGUGGUGGCGUCUGCGCAGGAGCCAGGAUAAACCCUCGACUCUAACUAAGUUCUGCGAAAACGCCUGGAAAGUCACAUUCUAUGUAGUCAACUUCAGCUUUGGAGUUUAUAUCCUUUGGGAUAAGGAGUGGCUGUGGGAUAUUGAUCAGUGCUAUAUUGGAUAUCCACAUCAGGGUCUGACAGAUGACAUCUGGUGGUACUACAUGAUAUCGUCAGCGUUCUAUUGGUCGCUGACGAUAUCCCAGUUCUGGGACGUGCGUCGGAAAGACUUCUGGCAGAUGUUUGUGCAUCACUUGGCAACCAUCGCUUUACUCUCCUUCUCCUGGGUCUGCAAUCUUCACCGUAUUGGCACGCUGGUCCUGCUAUUGCACGACUGCGCUGAUAUAUUUGUUGAGGGGGUCAAAGCAUCGAAAUAUGCUGGUUACCAGAAGCUGUGUGAUUCCCUGUUCCUGGCACUGAUCGUCGCUUGGAUCACAACUAGAGUUGGCAUUUUCCCCUUCUACAUUAUAUGGAGCACGCUAGUACGAGCGCCACAAUUAGUACCAACGUUCCCGGCGUACUAUAUAUUCAACUCGCUGCUUUGUCUGCUUCUCGUACUGCACGUUGUAUGGACCACUCUUAUCCUACAGAUCGCGUACAAUGCUAUGAAGGCUGGACAGAUGGACGGCGACGUGCGAAGUUCGACGGAAGUGAGCGACAGCCCUAACCACUCGAAUCAUUCUAACAAUGGCUCGCCUACUAGGAGAAACAAAAAGUAA